Molecule: messenger RNA, 948 nt
Organism: Symbiodinium sp. CCMP2456
Lineage: Eukaryota; Dinophyceae; Suessiales; Symbiodiniaceae
Source: the annotation of a GenBank genome assembly
AUGCCUUCCUUGCCGAUGUCUCGUGCUCGGAGCAGCCGCGUGCGUGGCUUCGCCCUACUUGGGCUUGGCUUCCUCGCGCUAUGGGGUUUCCAGGGACAGAGUGCAUUCAGCAAGGCACCGGUGGAAGAGACGGAGGCUUCAGGCAUGACGAAGGUGAUUGCCGACCAUGCCCUCCUCAUGUCAAUCGUGUCGAUGAUUAUUUGUGGUGCUUUGGCAUACACCGAGCAGCCACAGCCAGCAGCCGCUGGUCCAGCCGAGAAGCGGCCAGACUACAGCACCUUCGUGAUGAUCUCGAACAUUCUGUGCUUCGCAUCCGGAUUCGUGAAUGCAUUGGCCAUCAUCGACAUGGGAAUGACGGUCUCCCACCAGACCGGCAACACCAGCCACACGGGUUUGAUCAUGAACGGCGGCAUCAAGUUCUUUCACUUGAUGCUCUCCUUCGCCUGCGGAUCCUUCGUGUCUGGCUUCACCAAGUGCGACCAGGAGGCUAUCUACCAGGGCCGCUACUCGCCCAACCUGUUGGCGUCAGCUUUUGCUGUGGUGCUCGGGUGCUUCGUUCAUUACUGCAAGUCCGAGAACGGUAUCGCCAAUGAUGAUGCCUCCGAGUGCUUGUUCUUGUGGGCCUUCUCGCAGGGCAUCCAGAAUGGCAUUACUCGAAGAUGCAGCUCCCUCCCAGUAUGCACCACACACUUCACUGGCUAUUUGACCGACUUCGGUGUGGGUCUCGGCUUGUGGGCCCGUGCGCAGGCAGAUGGCGCCGAGCCGCCCACCCUGCUGAAGGUCUUCCUCUUCGGGUCCGGCAUUUUCUUCUUCGGUCUCGGCGGAGUGGCGGCCAUGGAGACCCACCCUGCGUGGGGCGCACAGGCAGCUCUGAUCCCAGCCGCCAUCAUGGCAGCCGUGGCUGGUGGCCUCAUCCCUGUGAUCAAACCGGGUGCCAAGAGCGCUUGA